Messenger RNA from Lindgomyces ingoldianus, 1113 nucleotides. RefSeq lists its product as uncharacterized. Bases 1 to 1113 code for a protein of 370 amino acids. The record is from RefSeq and is a predicted model, not a curated record. The transcript has 3 exons. NCBI's taxonomy places the organism in Eukaryota, Fungi, Ascomycota, Dothideomycetes, Pleosporales, Lindgomycetaceae.
AUGGGUUGGCAACGCACAUCCGUCACUCUGGGAUUCCUUUGCAUUUCUCCUCUAGCUGGAGCUUUUUGCCUCGGAGGCACCUUCCCGCCAUUUAUUUCGAGGGGAGGAACAUGCAGCAACGACCCGAAUGAUGCUCAGAAUCUUGUUCUCUUCGCUGUACCUCCCCCAGCGUGCGACAAUCGCGGUACCUGGAGUAUGAGACUCACCACUACUAAUACAGAUGGGGUUGCCGGAGUUGCAACAGCUCGUGAGACAUAUACUGUGGCUGUUUCUGGGGUGUCGACGACAUUGACAUUUCAUUAUGACUUCCCGGUUUCGGCACUGAAGGAUGGGGCUGUAGCGACGUUUGGGGUCGACGCCACCAGUGGAAGUAACGGAUACUCAGCGUUUCCAUCCUGGAGGCAGACCUUUAUUUCAAGCGUAUUUUACUCUACCGAAACUAUCACUAUCCCUAGUGUAGCUUUGGAGAUGACGACAACGACCUCUACACUCACGGUUGAGGAAACAUCAACCAUUACCCCGACUGCGUUUGUGACUUCCUUCAAAGGUACAAAGACAGUUUACAUGCCGAGAGCAACUACAACCAAAUCCAUUACUAUUACUCCUCUCCCUCAAACAGUAUACACCCAGAUUAUCAUCAAAUCCACCAAAACCGUAACAUGCAUUCCAUCGAAGCAAAACUCACACUACCGCUCUCCCCGCAAUGUGCUUUCUCCCCGCCAAGCACCCGGCGGUGAUGCAUUCUACGAACCGCCAAACUGCGGCGCUGUAACUCCCACAACACUUCCCACGGUCCUGCUUGUAACUUCAACUAGCACGUCGACUGCGACGGAAGAAUCUUUGACAUCGACUACCACAACGCGUACGAUUACUGGAUCGGUGUUUGUAAGUAUUGUAAGCGCGAAAGCAACCACAACGAUCACGCCAACCCGAACGAUAACGAAGUUCACGUGUGCUAAAAGAGCCACGAAGACGGUGACUAAGACGAUUAAGGUGGAGCAGACGGUUUAUCCGAAAGGGAGGAAGACCCCCAGGUGUGGAGGAUGGACGCCGUGGGAGAAUCGACCGUGGAUGAAAGCAGAUGGGUGUGAGGAAACCAAGGGAGGCAAGUAG